AGGAAGCCAAAGGCUAGACAGCAGAAGCUGUUGUCUUUGCAGAUUAGAUCCUCUUGCUUAGCUGGUUCAGAGAAAUGAAGAGCACAGACAUCUUGGAGAUAAUUUUUAUCCACUGAUAUCCUAAGGUCUUCUCUACUGAAUUUGCUUGUGAUUGGCAUUUGAUACUGAAAAGACUAGUGUGGGCACUUCUCCCCACUGAACUAGAAAAGGCCACACCUUAGUCUGUAGCUAUGGAACUUUUUUCAUCUGAAGAAUUAUUCAUCUUGUUUUGCUCUAACUGAGCUGCCAGUCAGUGGCUAGCACUCAUCACACCAGCCAACUUCCUUCUGUGGGAAGGAAGCCCAUAGUAAUGUCACUUCACUGCACCUUCAGAGUAAAUCUUAUUUAGAGUUGUUAGGACUUCUCUGAGUGAAUGGAAACUCUUCUAUUCUUUUUCUGAACAAGAAAUUGCAGCUACAAAACCAGUAGAAGAACUUGAAGACUGUUUUUUGGAAACAGAUUAAAGCCUUUGGAUGUUUAGAACAAAGAUUUUUUAAAAAAUGAAUUCAAAGAAAUUUAGUUUCUUAGCAAUGCUUAUGUUUACAGUGACAAUAGUUUUUUUUUAUAUGAACAAUGUGUUUAUACAAACAACCCAGGGAAUGCUAAAAGUCCCAAACUCGUUAGUCCUUGCUGAAGUUUGCGAUUCAGUUAUCAGAGGAGAGAUGAUUUCUUUUCAAGACACUGUCCUGAAACCAUCAUUUGGAAAUCUUACUUGCCAAGACUACUUGCUCCAAAGUCACUAUAUAACAGUUCCCCUGUCAAAAGAAGAAGUCCAGUUUCCUUUGGCUUAUGUAAUGGUGGUACAUAAGGAUUUUAAAACAUUUGAGAGACUCUUCAGGGCUGUUUAUAUGCCCCAAAAUGUUUAUUGUAUUCAUGUAGAUGAAAAAGCAACAAAUGAUUUUAAAGAUGCAGUGAAGUGGGUGGUGGACUGCUUACCCAAUGCUUUCCUUGCCUCUAAGAUGGAGUCAGUCGUCUAUGGUGGAAUAUCCAGGCUCCAGGCUGACCUGAAUUGCAUGAAAGACCUUGUCGUUUCUGAAGUUCAGUGGAAAUAUAUUAUUAACACUUGUGGGCAAGAUUUCCCUCUGAAAACCAAUAAAGAAAUAAUCCAGCAUCUGAAAGGAUUUAAAGGGAAAAAUAUCACCCCAGGAGUGUUGCCUCCACCUCAUAUUAUUCACAGGACUAAAUAUAUCUACAAGGAGCAGAGAUAUAUUUUCUUUUCCUUCAUGAUGUGGACUUGGAGAAGGAAAACUCCUCCUCCUCACAGUCUGACUAUUUACUUUGGCUCUGCUUAUGUCUCCCUUACAAGGGAAUUUGUCAACUUUGUUCUUCAAGACCAACGAGCCAUUGAUCUACUGGAGUGGUCUAAGGAUACCUACAGUCCUGAUGAGCAUUUCUGGGUGACUCUCAAUAGGAUUCCAGGUAUGUUUGACUUUUAUUUUUAUUUUAACCUAUUAUAA
Sarcophilus harrisii (Tasmanian devil) is the source of this 1496-nucleotide messenger RNA. Its product is annotated as N-acetyllactosaminide beta-1,6-N-acetylglucosaminyl-transferase-like. The coding region runs from base 540 to 1496 and encodes 318 amino acids. Gene Ontology annotation, cellular component: membrane. NCBI's taxonomy places the organism in Eukaryota, Metazoa, Chordata, Mammalia, Dasyuromorphia, Dasyuridae. Gene Ontology annotation, molecular function: acetylglucosaminyltransferase activity. The record is from RefSeq and is a predicted model, not a curated record. Gene Ontology annotation, biological process: transforming growth factor beta receptor signaling pathway. The transcript has a single exon.